Messenger RNA from Amphibalanus amphitrite, 1661 nucleotides. RefSeq names its product HAUS augmin-like complex subunit 1. The transcript is spliced from 4 exons. Gene Ontology annotation, biological process: spindle assembly. Gene Ontology annotation, cellular component: HAUS complex; cytosol. Bases 671 to 1510 code for a protein of 279 amino acids. NCBI's taxonomy places the organism in Eukaryota, Metazoa, Arthropoda, Thecostraca, Balanomorpha, Balanidae. The record is from RefSeq and is a predicted model, not a curated record.
UGUCCUGGGAUGAACUAUUAAUCCAUGGCACUGGUUAACACUUUAAAGGGCAGGUACAUAAACCAUAUCAAUCAGUAUAGUGAUAGGUACUGGGUACUGUGCCCUAAUCAAUCAGUAAUAAUGACAAUGUAAUCAAUGUCAUAAGCAAGACAAAGAGGCAUUAAAAGUUAUUUCUCACAAAGACAAUACAAUGACAAAGUACAUAAAUUCAGACAUUUAGACAAAUUCAGACUUAACAGCAUUACACCGGUCUUUUAUUUUCCACUGAUGAAGGCGCUUUGUUGAUUGAUCGAAGCGUAUGAUUUUAUUUACAUUUGUCGUAUUGUCAAUUGUCAAUUGUCUGUGAUGAAAAACAAUGUUGAUGUAACUCUUCUAUUAAAACUACUUGCAAAACAAGAAGAAAAGCUGGGUAAAAAUAGUAUUGACCCAUGAAGAAGGCAGUUUCUCUUGCCUCAGGACAGGCUGAUAGCAGUAACAUUGCAGACGGCAAGGAUACCAAUAAGCUAAGGGAGCUGCAGAUACUGGAUGCUGAACUAGGAAGCUUAAAGAGGGGAUCUCGGGUAUACAUUCAGCAGCCCAACAGCCAGGUGUUCUUCUUGGGAAAGCUGCCAGAGGUGCGUUCUUCAGUGAAACAGGAGCUCAAGUCGCAUGGUAACGUGACGCUGACGCAAUGAACAAGGAGAUCGUCAAGAUAAACCAGUGGCUGGUGGACACGCUUGGCACAGCGGACGUGCCUGCCUACGAAGUGGACCGGCGCACGCUGUCGCUGCUGCAGCAGUUGCAAGCUACUGUCGACGCCAAUGACGAGCACGCACGCCGGCUAACGGAGCACCUGCGCGUCACGCGCGCCGCGUACGCCGCUGAGCAGCGCCGACUGGAGGCGGCGCAGCGCCGUCUGGGCGUGGAGCGUGUCCACCUGGCGUCCGACUCCCAGCGUGUGCUCUCGGCGCUGGCGCACUCGGCGCAGCUGCUCGGCCUGGACCGACCGAGUCCGGCCGGUUUGCUGCUGGAGCACGCCCGCCUCGAACGGGAGCAGCAGGCGCUGGCCGCGCGACUGGAGCGCGAACAGGCCGGGCUGCGCGGGCAGCAGGCCGACGUGAAGCAGCUGCUGGUGCAGGAGGCGGCGCUGGAGCGGCAGCUCACCGAGGCGGCCGCGCAGCAGGGCGCCGACGAGGCUGUCAUUCAACAGAAACUGGCCAAAUCGCGCUUCCUUUCCGGAAAGAUGCAGGAGUACAAGAGUCUCGUGAGAAAACAAGAGGGCAUUCUCGCCCAGCGAGGAUUCUCUGAGGAGCUCACGCACGACAUGAUUUUGCGGCGUUUCGAGUUUCUGACGCAGAGGCGCGGCUCCCUGGAGCAGCUGCAGCUGAAACUGAAGCAGUUCGGAGAACUGCCACCCGAUGCCGACCUGGCGCGGGUGAAAAUCGCCGAAAUGGAAGCAGAGCUGGAGAAGCUGGAGGCCCAGUUCAAUGACAAGAUUCACGGUAUACAUACAGCCGGAUCGAGCGGAUAAGCACGACGGUCCUUAUAGCGUUUUCCGGCUUUGUUUUUAGGCAGUUAUUCAAGGCCGAAAGUUCAUCGUUGGUCGCUCACUCCGCCAAUGUAACACUUCAAUAAUGUGCGCUCGCUGUUUGUAACAAAAUAAAUGUUUAGAUGCAUAUGAA